This is a messenger RNA of Papaver somniferum (opium poppy), 1692 nucleotides long. RefSeq names its product mitogen-activated protein kinase kinase kinase 17-like. Gene Ontology annotation, molecular function: ATP binding; protein kinase activity. Lineage: Eukaryota; Viridiplantae; Streptophyta; Magnoliopsida; Ranunculales; Papaveraceae. Gene Ontology annotation, biological process: protein phosphorylation. The transcript has a single exon. Bases 60 to 1658 code for a protein of 532 amino acids. The record is from RefSeq and is a predicted model, not a curated record.
AUACUUCAUUGCCACACACAAAACAUUCACAACUUCAAAAACUUUCAAAAAAAAAAAAAAUGGGAAGCAAAACCCAACAACAACGACAAUAUUCUCUUAACUGGGUAAGAGGAAAAUGCAUCGGAAAGGGUUCAUUCGGGACUGUCAAUCUCGCCGUUAACCGGUCCAACGGAUACACGUUCGCCGUAAAGUCUGUCGAUAUGAAUUCUUGUCAUCCAACACACAUUCAAUCUCUCGAAAACGAAAUUCAGAUUCUCCAAUCUCUAUCUUCGCCUUAUAUUGUUAAAUACCUGAGCAAUGAUACAGAAAUCCAAUCUUCCGGUUCUGUGAACAGGAAUUUACACAUGGAGUAUAUGUGCAAUGGUACGGUUUCCGAGUUGUCUGAACAGAUUUACAGCGGCAAUGAGCAAAUGUUACGGUCGUAUACUCGAUGUAUUGUGUCGGCAUUGCAAUACAUACAUUCUGCAGGGUACGUGCAUUGUGAUGUCAAGGGGAAGAAUGUUUUAGUCAGUUCUAUACCUGGUGUUGCUAAGCUAGCAGAUUUCGGCUCCGCGAAGAAAAUCUCCAGUGACCGGAAUUUGGGAGGUUCGAUAAUGGCCAGAGGGACUCCACUUUGGAUGGCGCCAGAAGUGAUCCAACAAGUAAGACAAGGUCCUGAAUCUGAUGUUUGGUCAUUGGGUUGUACAGUUAUUGAAAUGAUCACUGGUAAGGCACCAUGGAAAGAUUCCAAGCCUACAAUGGUGUAUACAAUUGGGUAUACUAAUGAAAUCCCUGAAUUUCCCGACGACAUUUCAGAUUCGUGUCGUGAUUUUCUCGAGAAAUGCUUGCGAAGAGACCCGGAUUCGCGAUGGAACUGCGAGCAGUUAUUACAACACCCGUUCUUAUCCACCGAUGGUGUCGACUCCGUCAACGAGAAUUCCCCCCGCUGUGUACUCGACUGGGCAAAUUCAGAAUUCGGCGACGACGACAUCGAAGAAAACAAUUCCGGUUCUGAUCAAAGUUCUGCAAUCUCAUCAGCUAAAGACAGGAUCAGUAAAUUAGCUAGUGUUAGAAGGGUGUUUUGGGAAUCGUGUGAUGAUUGGGAGGUGGUGAGGUCUGGUUUUGUUUGCGACAGAACAGAAUCAGAAGAAGAUAAAACGAUAGGGGCAGAUUCGGUAUUAUCAAAUACGAUAAGCACGACAGAGGAGGUGAAGAUAAGGACAAUUCCGGAAUAUUCCAGGAAAGUAGAAGAAACUGAAAGGGUAAAGAUGGAAUAUUCAGGCUGUUCUGUUAUCCCAAGUGGUGCUACUUGUUCUGUAAGAUAUGUUAGUUGUCCUCCUCCCAGUUGUUUCUGGGAUUGUAAUGCAGCUGGUUUUGGUUGUCAGCAGCAGCAUACAACAUGGGAUAAGAAGAAAAGGUGGCGGUGGUUUUUAGUGGUGAGAAGAAACAGAAAACAAGGUUAUUAUUGUUAUCAUUAUCACAAUGAGAUCUGCUGUAAAUUCAUUUCUUCAUUGUUAUUUUUAUUUUUAUUAGCAUUACUUCUAAUUCAUCAAUUGACAUUACAAUUUCCUAAAUUGCCUAUUUCAUCUACCAAUUUGAUUCAGCAAAAAAAAAAGAAAAAAUAUUUCAUCUACCAAUUCCUCCUUUUAUCCCAUGUGAUUUUUUGGCAUAAUUGCUAAAAGGAAUACUGGGCUUAGCAUGGGAUAUCGUUUG